This is a messenger RNA of Vitis riparia (riverbank grape), 1834 nucleotides long. RefSeq names its product tRNA pseudouridine synthase A. The record is from RefSeq and is a predicted model, not a curated record. Gene Ontology annotation, biological process: tRNA pseudouridine synthesis. Gene Ontology annotation, molecular function: RNA binding; pseudouridine synthase activity. Lineage: Eukaryota; Viridiplantae; Streptophyta; Magnoliopsida; Vitales; Vitaceae. The transcript is spliced from 10 exons. The coding region runs from base 296 to 1597 and encodes 433 amino acids.
GUUAAAUUGCAAAAACAAGAGAUACUAGGUUUAGAAUUAGUUGGGGUUCAUUUAGUAAUGGUGGUCCUUGCAAUACCCAGAUACAACACAAAAUAGUACACCGCGCCAAUUGGGAGAACCCUAUUUUGGGAGGCCCAAGUAAUUCUCUUAGUCUUGCGCCAGAAUACUCAGAAAAGCCGAAACAUUAAGAAUUCUGGCGGCAUUUCUUUCGGCUCCCGUCCAAGUUCGGGAUUUUGGCUCGAAAUCUUGGAGAUUCUCUCGAAAUCUUAGGCACUCAAUAAUAUUUGAGAGGGCAAUGCUGUCGACUGGUGCAGUAGAAAUAGGGAGGGAUCUGAUGGAAAAUGAGAAGGAAAACAAGGUUUACGUUCACUACACCCACACUCACCCCACCAAAUUCUCUAGGUGGACUGCGAGGGAAAGUCACCAAUUUAUGUAUAAAAGGCCCUGGCAACAAGUUCUUGAUUUUUACUCAAAUGUGGUGACCGGGCGCUGCUCAUUGUUGGGAUUGCUUGGAAUUGAGACACAUCCUAUUCAUGAUGGUGAAAUUGUAGAGGCUUCUGAUAAAACUGAAUUUGGUAAUGUUCUGACUAAAGAUAGGGGUGGGAGGUGGGCAAGAUUGACAUUUAAGAUUGUUCUUUCGUAUCAUGGUGCCUCUUUUGAUGGGUGGCAGAAGCAGCCUGGCUUGAACACUGUUCAAGGUUUAGUAGAAGCAUCACUUGGGAGAUUUGUUGAUGAGAGAAAGGCACAACAGCUGAAAGAGAAGAAUUUACCUGUAGAAGGCAUGGUUACUGUUGCUGGACGCACAGACAAGGGAGUGACAGCUCUUCAACAAGUGUGCUCUUUCUAUACUUGGAAGAAGGAUGUUAAAGUUCAAGAUAUUGAAGAUGCCAUCAAUGGUGCAGCACCAGGAAAGCUCAGGGUUAUAUCUGUUUCUGAGGUAUCACGUAUAUUCCAUCCUAAUUUCUCUGCCAAGUGGAGGCAUUAUUUUUAUAUUUUCCCUUUGAAUGAUGGGGAUGAUGGGGAGCAAAUUAGUGAGAAUGAGAUGGAUAUUCAGAAAAUCAUUUUUAAUGAAAAGUAUGGUGAGCAGGGAAGUGAAUGUCCUACUCAAUACAAUGGUGGGGAGAAUACGGAGAACUUAAUAUUUGAUGAUGAUGGUGAGUUUGAAAGCAGAAAGAAACCAAGUACGUUCAGCAUAAGCAGAGUCGACCAACUUUUGCGACAAUUAGAAGGAAAGUUAUUAUCCUACAAAAUAUUUGCACGGGAUACAAAAGCUUCAAGAAACAUAGGUCCACCAACAGAAUGUUUUGUCUUCCAUGCUCGAGCCACAGAAGCCAGAUUACAAUUUUCUGAUGAUGGAGAAGGAACAAAAGUUAUGUGUAUUGAGCUGGUUGCUAAUCGCUUCUUACGCAAGAUGGUUCGGGUGCUUGUGGCAACAUCAAUAAGGGAAGCAGCUGCAGGUGCAGAGCAGGAUGCAUUGCUUAAGCUGAUGGAUGCUACAUGCAGGCGAGCCACGGCUCCUCCAGCCCCCCCUAAUGGCCUUUGUCUCAUUGACGUUGGAUUUACUGAAUUUGAUCCACAAAUUUGCUUCAUCCGAUAAGGGUAAUCUAUUAAGGUGAAUCUAUCAUCAUAAACAGAUGAUGACUUUACAUUUCAAAAAGGAAUAGCUCGUAAUUGGGUGCCUGUACACAUGAUAUAUGAAUAAUGAGUUUAGAAUGCUUAUGAUUCAACAAGAACUAUUGGACUGGACAGCAAUGAAGCCGCUGGAUUGUCAUUUUUAUGUUGGAAGAUGUUGUAUGUAACUUAGUCUGCAUUUAGAAGGAAAAGAUUGCAGAUA